Molecule: messenger RNA, 959 nt
Organism: Caenorhabditis elegans
Lineage: Eukaryota; Metazoa; Nematoda; Chromadorea; Rhabditida; Rhabditidae
Gene: nssp-38
Product: DUF7773 domain-containing protein
Exons: 4
Coding region: 47-568 (173 amino acids)
Source: RefSeq, marked reviewed
CUCGACGGCUGACGCAGAAGAAGCGACGUCUCUCGUUCUUGCGACGAUGGAGAAGCCGAAGAAAGACACCAUUCUGCAAUUUUUAAUGAUUAUGAUUGGAUGGAUACAGUCGGUGAGGACUCUUGAAUGCUAUGACUCCUCAUAUCCCGUACCACAUCGAAGAACCGAAUGCGGACCGAAUAUGAUGUGCUACUCAGAAUACUACGCAGUCAACAGGAGCGGGACAAUCCGACAGUACUACGAUAGAUUCUGUGUUCACGAGUCACACUGUCUCUACAGAGGAAUCGACGAAUCGUGUCCGACUCUCAACCAGCUGGACCACAAAAUGCAGAGUCUCUUCACAAAACAUCACGCGAAGAGCAACACGAAUUCAAUUCGAUUCUCCGAGUUUUGUUGUUGCUCCACGAAUCUUUGUAACGAUGUCAAUCAUAAAAGGGUAUACGACAAAUACGGCCUUCUAAUAUCCUUCGCAGACAACGUGUUCACCGAUGCGUCGAGCAGUGGAAUGAUCAACAUUUCCGCGGCGCUCGCCAUUUGCAUAAUCACAUAUUUGGUCGCUGUUCUCUAGUAUUUUUGCCACUCAAACUACCUUCCCACUCAUUUAUUUGUAUUCCUCAUGAUAUUUUUUCAAAACGGGCACUUAACACAUGAAUCUUCUGAAAUCAAACCAACCUUGUUGUAAAAACCGAGUGUCACCCUGUGCUCGCAGCUUUUCUACCAGAUCCCAUAAUUGAGUUGAUUUCUGAAACUCGAAUUUGUUAUUAUAUAACUAUUAAAUUAACAAUUUACCUGAUGUAAAUAUCGCCUACGCAACUUGUUUUCGCUUUCUGCUUUUCCAAUUAGAUCACCGGAACUGUCGCUGAAAAUAUGGUAAAUUGGGAGAAAUUUGGCUGAAGUUUGUCGGCUUAUAUCUCAAUUGUCGUUAGAAAUAUAAAAUAAUUGUUAACUGACAAAAUAUU